Molecule: messenger RNA, 794 nt
Organism: Funneliformis geosporum
Lineage: Eukaryota; Fungi; Glomeromycota; Glomeromycetes; Glomerales; Glomeraceae
Source: the annotation of a GenBank genome assembly
UUGCAGGAAACAAUAAGGAAUUAACCUCAAACCUCAAUGAUGCUCUAUCCAGUUGCGAAAAAAUUCCAUUCAUGGCCAUUGAGAAUAAAGGAUCUACUGAAAGAAUAAAUAGAACGUACCGCUAUGUAUUGCGUCUUUAUAGUCGCCUUAUUAAUAGCCAAAAGGCACUGGUAACUCUUACAGGAAUUCAGGUUUUCUUUAACAUUCACGUUCCAGAUGGAGAGUCACCAGAUGAAUGCGAAGUGAGAGUGAGAGAUAUUAUUUUCUCUGCUAAAGUGGAGACUCAGAAAAUUGAGUAUGUUAAAGCUUUCCCUUUUCGUGGCUACCAUACAGAAAAAAAGUCAUAUUUACGGAUUUAUACAAGUGGUACUGAUAAAAGAAAGACAGCUAUUCAAUUGGGUGAAUUUGCCGAAGUCCUUGAUCUGAAUCAUAAUGUUUUUAUGAUUUGUAUGACUUUACAUUGGAAAGACGAUCCAAAGCCACUAAAGCAAAUAUGUCUUAUCGAUGUUGAGGAAAAUCUGCUAAAAGCGUUUGCUCCUUGCUGGCGAGCAUUUGCGCCUGACAUUCAAGUCAGAUUCAAUGAUUCUGACUAUGAUUGGUCUUUUAUUAUGAAAAGAGCCUAUCACCUCAACGUGCUCGAAUGGAUAUGGAAGCGAAUAAUGGGAAAAUUUGAAAUAAAGGAAGAAAUCCUAAAGUGGAAAUAUAAAGGAAAGAUAGGAGCGAAAUCAGAAAUUGUUUUCAAGAAGAAAGGAAAGAAAAGAAUACUGAUGAAGAGGAGACCAUAUGGGGGUCAG